UCGCGGUACUGGUGCACGAAGAUGGCGGCCGAACUGGUGGAAGCGAUGAACAUGGUCAAAAGUUUCCGGGUCUCAGACCUGCAGACGCUGCUGGCCUCAAUGGGCCGCAGCAAAAGUGGGUUGAAACAGGACCUGGUGGGGCGUGCGCUGAGACUAGUGCAGACUGAAUACAGUCCAGAGCUUCUGAAGAAUGUCAGGCAGCUCUACGAGUCGCGCUUCCCCAAAACAUCUGGCUGGCUUGCAGCGCGGCGUCCAGAAGGCGUCCCAGUUGCCUACUCAUCCCUCAGCUCCUCCCCCACUGCCACCUCUCAGGGCGCAGACUACCUCAACGGCAUUUCCAAACCGAUCCACACACCUGCAGCAGAGGUCAAGCUGGUGUCACUGCCCUUCUACCAAACUUUGGAGACACUGUUGCCACCAACAGAGCUAAUUCCCCAGAACAAUGAGAAACUGCAGGACAGUCAAUGCAUAUUUGAGUUAACACCGAACCAAGCAGACCAGAUCAGAAAUGCAGGUGAGCUUCGUCCAGGAAUCAGAUCAAUCCAAGUGGUUCUUAGAAUCUGUUACACAGACUCCAUCGGUAUCCAGGAGGACCAGUAUCCUCCCAACAUUGCGGUCAAAGUCAACCAGUCCUACUGUCAUGUGCCGGGCUAUUACCCCUCUAAUAAGCCUGGUGUUGAGCCCCGUCGUCCUUGUCGUCCUGUAAACAUCACUCCCUGGUUGCAUCUCUCCAAUGUCACCAACAGAGUCACCAUCACUUGGGGAAACUUCGGCAAGCGGUACUCGGUGGCGGUGUAUUUAGUGAGGGUUUUCUCUGCAGCGGACCUCUUCAGUCAACUCAAACUCUGCUCUGUUGAGAGUGCAGAACGCUGUCGUGAACGCAUCCAGGACAAACUACGUUUUGACCCAGAGAGUGAAAUUGCGACCACAGGCCUCCGGGUUUCACUCAUCUGUCCACUGGUGAAGAUGCGACUUGGCGUGCCAUGUCGAGUUUUAACUUGUGCCCAUCUCCAGUGUUUCGACGCGGUCUUCUUCCUGCAGAUGAAUGAGAAGAAGCCCACGUGGACUUGUCCCGUCUGUGACAAGCCCGCUCCCUUUGAGCUGCUCGCUAUUGAUGGGCUGCUAUCUGAGAUCCUGAAAGAGACGAGUGAGGACAUCGAGGAGAUCGAGUACUUAACCGACGGCUCUUGGCGACCCAUCAGAGAUGAGAAGGAGAGGGACAGAGAAAGAGAACGCAGCAGCACACCAGAAUAUCCUGUUGUUGAUAUAUGCAUUCCUGAGGCAAACGGUCAUUCUCCGGCCCACAGCAGCACCAGUUUGACGGGCAAAUCCGGAAGCGGUUCGGUGGGGGCGGCAGGAGUCACAGGAGCAGCUGCUGCGGCGCCGGGAGGAGGCGCAGUGGUUGAUCUGACUCUUGACUCCUCCUCUGAGGAGGAAGGGGGCGGGGCAGGAGGAGACAGUGAGGACACAGAGGACAGCGCCGACAGUCCUACCCCAAAGAGGGGCCGAUACAACUACGACAAGGACCUGGUCACUGCCUACUGACCCCACAGCUCUGUCCCCUCAUAGACUGACACACACACAGAGACAGAGAGGCAGGGGGCUCAAAGGACAGGAACACAGUAAUCCACUAGAUGCAACGACCCCCUCUUAUGCCCAUACAGAGGCCAGAGCCCUUUUAGCAGCUCUGGUUUAUAUCCAGUCAAAACAAACACACACUCAGACAUGCACUGUCAAUGAAUCUUCAAUCUAGAGUGAUUAGGAUUCCUCUUUGUACUGUACACCACUGGAAGCAACUCUUUAACUGUUUUUGGCCAACCGUCACCUUGCAGUGAAUAUCUGUACCGUCCCGCCUCGACUCGAGACCGAAUGGAUCGUGCACCCCACCACCACCCCUCUUCCUCCUCUUUUCUCCAGACUAUUUCCUCUCUACCGCCUAAUCUCUCUUUAUAUUUGACUUGGAACUGCAGGCUCUUUUAGCCGUGGGCGUUCGAUGUGUGCAUCUCUGAUUUUUGUCACUUUUGUGAUGAACAGGCAAGUUAAAAAAAAAAAUAACGGAGGCUCCUCGGUAGUUUUUGGUAAAAAAGGUCAAAAACAACUAAUGGAAAAGAGCAUGAAAAAUUUAAGGCAAAGCUAUCUGGAGUGUGAUGCAAAUUUAAACCCGUUGUGUUUAUUUCUUUGUUCAGAGAAUGAAUUCAAAGCUUGAAAGGGUUUUUUCAGGAAUUUAUCCUUUUUAAUUAUGAAAGAGCAAAACACAAUACUGGCCUCAAUGUGUGAUGCUUUCCAUUUUUAUUUUGUCCUUAGCUAAAGAGAACCUACCUCAGUCAUAAAAACUUAACAGACUGACCAGAGAGUAGCUUAGAGAGAGGCAGAGGACGGAAGAAUUGACGAGUCUUUCUGAAACCAAUUUUACACUGGAGAUUUUGUUUUUCCUGCAUCUUUCUUUAAUUUUUUUUUUAAUUAUUAUUCCAUCGUUCCAUGCAGCUCUGUUCCCUCUGCAGCAGCACAAUAUUGUUGAAGGGCGAGAUAGUUUGUGCAUAGCCAAUCUAACUGUAGGUGUCAGUGGUGCAAAAAGUUGUGGGUGGAUCUGUGCCACGCAGUAACUCAUAACUACUGCAGUUACUGCGCUGUGACAGGAAAUAUUGGGCGUGAUAUAUCAGCAUUGCAUAUUGACAAAUUUCAUCAAAAUGACUGUGUGGCAGCUGUGCCAAAGCAGAUCUGUUUUAAGAAUUCACUGACAGGAAAGCGUUGUGAGAUUUUGGUGCCUUUUUUUUUUUUUUGGGUUGAGUGAUGAAGUUUUGAUCCUGUUGUUUUAAGGCUAGCUGAGCUGGCCAGCAAGAUGAGACCCCAGUCUGAGAGCAGGUGUUUUAUUUCUUUGAGGAUUUCUUUAGAUGUAGGAGAAUGGGCAGAACAGAGAAAUGUCAUACAAUCUGUGUUAAAGGACGGUUAUUAGAAUAUAGAAAUCAGAAGUGCUGUCAUCCCCCCUCACACACACACACACACACACACAGCCAUUUUGAUGUCCUUCUCUGAAAGUAUAUUUAUUUAAGUGCUUCACAAUUUCUUGUUCUGCACAGUUUGCAGAAAGCGGGACACCUCUGCUGCUGUAGUUUGAGUGUUGAGUUAUAAUUGGUCCGGGCUAAUGGCUGUGCUGUUGUUGAACACUCCUUUUCUUUCCCUCUGAAUGAAUCCAACCUGGGUCAAAGCGCCAUUCAGAGUACUUUGCUACGGCGGGUUCAACGCGUCUGACGCAACGAAACUUAAUGAAGUGUCAAUAAGUGCAACCCCACCACGCUUAAAGUCAUUGAUUGGAUUACAAAUGGUCUUGUCUGGAACAAGUGGAGCUGCUUCAACCAACAAUCCCCUCGGCCUCCUUUCAAUGUAGAUAAGGUCACAUCUAUUUGCUGGAAUAGAAUUGGACUUUAAUUGCUACAUGCUGUAGGCUUACAACUAAUAUUCCUCUGCACCUGCACUAGUGUUGUCAGUAUGUGACGGCUUGCUCCUCAGAAGGAUAACGGGCUGCAUGAGCAGGCUUUAGGUUUCGUCUGCAGGAAGGUCAUCCGUGUUUGCUUGAAGGAGAGAAAAGAUGUUGCUAGAGCUGUUUGCACUUUCAUCUGACACUUCAUCCCAAGUUUAAGGCUUAUUUAUUUCAAAGCCAUCAUGUAGUGACUAUUAAUUAAGACCCCUGAUCAUUGUGAUCAGUUCUCAGAAUCAGAAAAUGUGAAACUAGAAAAAGUGACUGGGAUGAGCUCUGCAUUGUAUGUUUCCCUCUCUCAUCAUCCCUUUUUUGUUACCGUUCGAUUAGCCAGAAUCUAUUUUUAUUUUGCCUUGUUCAUAAGCACAGAGAAAUUACAUUUACACAUCGAUCCAGCGACUCACUGUUGCAAUCCUCCGAUAAGGCUGAUUAUUGAAAAUGAUAGGUUAAAGUUAAAUCUGGUCUUCCAUGUUCUCCUUGUUUUGACACGUUGACAUAGUUUACAGAAUCAAUAUACUGUUGAAAAAUGUUUGAUAAUCCACACGAAAUUGAUUGAUGGCACUCAGUCUGUCCCUGCAAUGGAUAUUCUAUAUAAGGCGCUUUGAAGCAAAAAUAAUGUAAAGAACUCUAAUACCUGUCUUUAACUAGGCAAUUUGUAUUUGUAAGUAACUGGUAUACAUAUUAAAAAGACAUUUGUUGAUAGGUAUAGAAGGUCAUUUAUUGAACGGAUCCCCUAAACUUUUUCUUUGCCUUCUGGUUAAAGAUAAGAGGCGGUGCAGGUUGCUUCUG
Molecule: messenger RNA, 4264 nt
Organism: Centropristis striata (black sea bass)
Lineage: Eukaryota; Metazoa; Chordata; Actinopteri; Perciformes; Serranidae
Gene: pias4a
Product: protein inhibitor of activated STAT, 4a
Exons: 11
Coding region: 22-1545 (507 amino acids)
Biological process (GO): protein sumoylation; regulation of transcription by RNA polymerase II
Molecular function (GO): zinc ion binding; transcription coregulator activity; SUMO ligase activity
Source: RefSeq, a predicted model, not a curated record